AUGAAAGCAAGGUGUAAAUAUUGCAAGAAACCACUUGGUGGGGAAACAAGCAAUGAAAUUUUAAAUCUUAGAAACCAUAUCAAAUCAUGUAUCCAGAGAAGGAUACAUGAUGGUACUCGGAAAAUUCUUGGCCUCAAAUCUCUGCUUCUCAGUACAAUUCUGAUGUAUGUAGGAAGGAACUUUGUUCCAUGA
Molecule: messenger RNA, 192 nt
Organism: Linum tenue
Lineage: Eukaryota; Viridiplantae; Streptophyta; Magnoliopsida; Malpighiales; Linaceae
Source: the annotation of a GenBank genome assembly